This is a messenger RNA of Lathyrus oleraceus (garden pea), 798 nucleotides long. RefSeq names its product zinc finger BED domain-containing protein DAYSLEEPER. NCBI's taxonomy places the organism in Eukaryota, Viridiplantae, Streptophyta, Magnoliopsida, Fabales, Fabaceae. The transcript has a single exon. Bases 1 to 798 code for a protein of 265 amino acids. The record is from RefSeq and is a predicted model, not a curated record. Gene Ontology annotation, molecular function: DNA binding.
AUGGCGAUGCCUACAGCAAAUCCAUCUCAAACUAUUGAUUUGGACAAACAUGAAGAUGGUAAUGUUCAAAAGAAAAAGAAAAGGAAAGUUGGAGAAGUUGGUGAUUCUAAUGCUAAUGAUUCUAAUGAUAGAGAUUCAGGUAAACAAAAACCUUGUAGGCCUAAAUCUUGGGUUUGGGAUCAUUUUACAAGAGACACUUCGGGUACUCGUGCUAAGUGUAAUUGGUGUACGAAGUCGUAUGCUGCUGAUUCACACAAAAAUGGAACCACCAAUUUAAAUAACCAUUUGUUGCAUCAAUGUAAAAAAAUUCCCAAGAGUGUUCUUGAUCCUACUCAAACCACUCUUAGCCUUCAAGAAGGCGGUAAAGCAACUAGUAAUAAUACACUUGUUGGUAUCCAUUUUGAUGUUGAAUUAUGUAGACAAGCCUUAGCUAGAAUGGUAAUUGUGGAUGAGUUGCCUUUUUCGUUUGUUGAAAAUGAAGGAUUUCGUUAUUUUAUGAGUGUUACACAACCUAGGCUCCCACUUCCGGGAAGGAUUUCAAUUGCUAGGGAUUGUUUGAGUCUUUACAUGAGUGAAAAACAUAAGUUUAGAGACUUGUUUACUAAAACAAAUCAAAGUGUCUGUCUAACAACUGAUACUUGGACUUCCGUGCAAAAUAUUAAUUAUAUGGUUCUUACUGCGCAUUUCAUUGAUCAAGACUGGAAGUUGCGUAAAAGAAUUCUCAAUUUUUGUCCAAUAACAUCUCAUAAGGGAGAGAUAAUUGGGAAAAGAUUGAAAAGUGUUUGGAGGGUUGGAUGA